UCGUUUGAUUUACUGAACAGGCAUAGAAAAAACUAAAAAAAAAAAAAAAUGAAAAGCGUAAUAAUCAGCCUCUGGGCCCUGCAAUCGUAAGACGUGACGUUAGAGACAGCGAGGGUGAAGGAGAAAGGUUUUACAACUAUUAAAGGGCUAACAGGGUUUGGGAGAUCAGGAAACAUAGUACCGAUAGGAGUUGUCUCUUUGUACCUCAGAUUAAUCAAAGACCAUGGAUUCUCAGACCAGAACCGAGGAUUGCCUUGGGUGGGCUGCCACAGACCCCUCUGGAGUUCUAUCACCCUACAAAUUCAGUCGCAGGCCUCUUGGAAGCGACGAUGUUUCCAUAAAAAUUAAUCACUGCGGAGUUUGUUAUGCUGAUGUCGUUUGGUCUAGGAAUAUAAUGGGAGAUUCAAUGUAUCCUUUGGUGCCUGGGCAUGAGAUUGCUGGUAUUGUGAAGGAGGUUGGUUCCAAUGUUCAGCGCAUCAAGGUUGGUGAUCAUGUUGGAGUGGGAACUUAUGUAAACUCAUGCAGAGAUUGUGAGUAUUGCAAUGAUGGCGUCGAAGUUCAUUGUGUUAAAGGGCCGGUUCUCACUUUUAAUGGUAUUGAUGAGGAUGGAACAGUCACAAAAGGAGGAUAUUCUAACUAUAUAGUUGUCCGUGAAAGGUACUGCUUCAGAAUACCAAGCAACUAUCCUUUGUCUUUAGCAGCACCUUUGCUUUGUGCUGGAAUCACAGUUUAUACCCCAAUGAUGCGCCAUAACAUGAACCAACCCGGAAAAUAUUUAGGAGUGAUUGGUCUUGGUGGUCUUGGUCACAUGGCUGUGAAGUUUGGAAAGGUGUUUGGGUUGCAUGUGACAGUUUUUAGCACAGGCAUAUCUAAGAAAGAAGAAGCUUUGAAUCUGCUUGGUGCAGACAGAUUUAUUGUCUCCUCUGACCAAGAACAGAUGAAGGGCCUAUCAAAAUCAUUGGACUUUAUAAUAGACACUGCAUCUGGCGAUCAUCCAUUUGAUCCCUACAUGUCACUCCUGAAGAUUGGUGGUGUUUAUGUCCUUGUUGGGUUCCCAAGUGAAGUCAAAUUCAGUCCUGCAAGCCUUAAUAUGGGUAUGAGAACAGUCUCAGGAAGCGCAACAGGGGGUACAAAAGUGACCCAAGAAAUGAUAGACUUUUGUGCUGCUCAUAAAGUUUACCCACAGAUAGAGGUAAUUCCAAUUCAAUAUGUGAAUGAAGCUCUGGAGAGGCUAAUAAAGAGGGAUGUUAAGUACCGCUUUGUGAUUGACAUUGAGAGCACCCUGAAAUGAAGUCAUGGCAGCAAAAAUUAAUUUAUCUUCCACAAUACGGGCUCUUACAAAUGCACAUACUGAAGCAUAUACAAUGAACGAAUAUGUAGCAUUAUUAGCAUUAUUCUUAGAUGAAUGGUGGCCAUUCACUUCUAUGAAGAAUACUUCAGAGCUUAUGUUGUGUUCUAUGUAACUAGAUCAAUAAUUAAGUUGAAAUAAGUGAAUAGUUGCAUCAAUUCCGUUGGAUAGAAUGGGUUUGGUCAAGACGGAAUUUUGAUUGAAAUUUCAUAGGCCUUGUUGUUACCUUUC
Durio zibethinus is the source of this 1579-nucleotide messenger RNA. Its product is annotated as putative cinnamyl alcohol dehydrogenase 1. NCBI's taxonomy places the organism in Eukaryota, Viridiplantae, Streptophyta, Magnoliopsida, Malvales, Malvaceae. Gene Ontology annotation, molecular function: oxidoreductase activity, acting on the CH-OH group of donors, NAD or NADP as acceptor; zinc ion binding. The record is from RefSeq and is a predicted model, not a curated record.